This is a messenger RNA of Budorcas taxicolor (takin), 1803 nucleotides long. RefSeq names its product zinc finger protein 169 (gene ZNF169). NCBI's taxonomy places the organism in Eukaryota, Metazoa, Chordata, Mammalia, Artiodactyla, Bovidae. The coding region runs from base 1 to 1803 and encodes 600 amino acids. The transcript has 4 exons. Gene Ontology annotation, biological process: regulation of DNA-templated transcription. Gene Ontology annotation, molecular function: DNA-binding transcription factor activity, RNA polymerase II-specific; RNA polymerase II cis-regulatory region sequence-specific DNA binding. The record is from RefSeq and is a predicted model, not a curated record.
AUGGCCCCAGGGCUCCUGACUACCAGGGAUGAGGCAUUAAUGGCCUUCAGGGAUGUGGCUGUGGCCUUCACCCAGAAGGAGUGGAAGCUACUGAGUCCUGCUCAGAGGACCCUGUAUCGGGAUGUAAUGCUGGAGAACUACAGCCAUAUGGUGUCGCUGGGAAUUGCCUUUCCUAAACCAAAACUCAUCAUACAACUGGAACAAGGAGACGAGCCCUGGAGAGAGGAGAGUGAAUGUCUUCUGGACCUUUGUGCAGAACGAAGAACAGAAUUCCAACCCUGUCUCUCCUGCCCAGUGACUUUUUCCAGUCCACAGAUCCGCCAUCAAUAUGUGCUUUGUGGUCACUCCCUUCAGAUCUUCCCAGGUUCAUCUUCAGAAAGCCACUUUCUACUAGACGCUCCAAGCUGCUUGAAUGACAGAGCAGAAGAUGGAGAGAGAGAAGGCUCUGGCACUGUGUUUGGGAGGCUGCGGCUGAGUGGGACUUCAAGUGCAUUUUUCAGCUCAUAUCAAGGUCAGCCAGUAGACCAGGGAGGCAAUAGCAGUGGAAGAAUAGACCAGGGGAUGAUCUCUGAUGAGGCAGAUGCAGUACUGACAGAGACAAACAUCUCAGAAUCUGGAGCAGUCAUAUGUGAAAACUAUAGACUAGGAUUUAGCAGAAAAUCAAGCCUCUUUAGCUUCCAGAAGCAUCAUGUGUGCCCUGAAUGUGGCAGAAACUUCUGCCAGAAAUCAGACCUCAUCAAACACCAGAGGACUCACUCAGGAGAGAAGCCGUUUAGUUGCAGAGAGUGCGGGCGAGGCUUUGGCCGCAGGUCCUCCCUCACUGUACACCAGAGGAAGCACUCAGGGGAAAAGCCCUAUGUGUGCCAGGAGUGUGGGCGACACUUCAGGUACACAUCCUCCUUAACUAACCACAAGAGGAUACACUCCGGGGAGAGACCCUUUGUAUGUCAGCAGUGUGGGAGAGGCUUUCGCCAGAAGAUCGCCCUCAUCCUGCACCAGAGGACACACUUGGAAGAGAAGCCCGUUGUGUGUCCAGAGUGUGGAAGAGGCUUUUGCCAGAAGGCAUCACUCCUUCAACACCGUAGCUCGCAUUCAGGCGAGAGGCCCUUCUUGUGCCGGGAGUGUGGGCGUGGCUUCAGGCAGCAGUCACUGCUCCUCAGUCACCAGGUCACACACUCAGGCGAGAAGCCUUAUGUCUGUGCUGAGUGUGGGCACAGCUUUCGCCAGAAAGUCACCCUCAUCAGACACCAGAGAACACACACAGGGGAGAAACCUUACCUGUGCUCCAAGUGUGGGCGUGGCUUUAGCCAGAAAGUCUCCCUUAUGGGCCACCAGAGAACGCACACAGGUGAGAAGCCUUAUGUGUGCUCUGAGUGUGGGCGUGGCUUUGGUCAGAAGGUUACCCUCAUCAGACACCAGAGGACGCACACAGGGGAGAAGCCUUUUAUAUGUCCUGAGUGUGGACGUACCUUUGGCUUCAAGUCACUUCUCACCAGACACAAGAGGAUACAUUCAGGGGAGGAGGCUGAUGUGUACAGAGUAUGUGAGCAAAGACUUGGUCUGAAGAUCCAGCUCACCUCUGACCAGAGGACACACUCAGGAGAAAAGCCAUGUGUGUGUAAUGAGUGUGGACGCAGCUUUGGCUUCAAGUCAGCCCUCAUCAGACACCAGCGGACACAUUCAGGAGAGAAGCCAUAUGUGUGCAGGGAGUGUGGUCGUGGCUUUAGCCAGAAGUCUCACCUCCACAGGCAUAGGAAAACCAAGUUCGGCCACCAUCUCCUGCCACAGCAGCCAUUCUCUUGA